AACAGGGCAAAUACAGGCUACAUAACUCAAGAAGGACUUGAAUUGAAGAGCUUCAGAUUAUGUCUCAACUGGGUUUGUCUAGAUCAGUCCAGCUUAUGGAGAGUUAGUCUCUCCUGGUCCCUCUUUUUCGUGCUUGCCAUUGGAGUUCCUAUUGUGUCACACUUUGUGCUUUUAUGCUCCAACUGUGAUAAGAAGCAUCAAAGGCCUUACGAUGGGUUGGUACAGUUAUCCCUUUCUUCUUUUGCAGCGAUUUCUUUUAUUAGUUUGUCUUCUUGGGCUCGAAAAUAUGGAAUCAGGAAGUUCCUAUUCUUGGAUAAAUUGUGUGACGUGAGUGAUAAGGUUCGACAAGGAUAUGCACAGGAGCUUCAGAAAUCAAUGAAGCUCCUCUCUGUAUUUGUCCUCCCCUGUCUUGCUGCUGAGGGUGCAUACAGAAUUUGGUGGUAUGCCACAGGAGCCAGCCAAAUACCGUAUUUUGGCAACAUAUAUGUGAGUGACAUCAUUGCAUGCACAUUGCAGCUGUGCUCGUGGCUUUAUCGAACAUCCGUUUUCAUCCUAGCCUGCAUCUUUUACCAACUGACAUGCCAUCUGCAAAUACUUCGAUUGGAAGACUUUGCUCAAGUUUUUCAAAAGGAAACUGAAGUAGGUUCAAUCUUGGCUGAACACCUCAGGAUAAGAAGAAAUCUUCGGAUAAUUAGCCACCGCUUUCGGUUAUUUAUUUUGUCGUCACUGGUGUUGGUCACUGCAAGUCAGUUCAUCGCUUUGCUCAUGACCACUCGAACCAGUACUACGGUCAAUAUCUACGAGGCUGGAGAACUUGCGUUAUGCUCCAUAAGUCUGGUAACAGGACUAUUCAUCUGCUUGAGGAGUGCAACAAAGAUUACUCAUAGAGCACAGUCUAUUACAAGCCUUGCUGCGAAGUGGCAUGCCUGUGCCACAAUAAACUCUUUUGAUGAUGCUGAUGGUGAGACUCCCACAACUCAGAUUGUUUCUCCUCCAAUGUUUCCUGCUGAUGUUGAUUGGGAAUCAGAAGAAGAAGAUGGAGAGAAUGAUUUGGACAAUACAAAGCUAGUGCCCAUUUUUGCACACACAAUCUCUUUCCAAAAGAGACAGGCUUUGGUGACAUAUCUGGAACACAACAGAGCAGGAAUUACAGUGUUUGGUUUCAUGGUAGACAGAACAGGAAUCCACACAAUAUUUGGGAUUGAACUAGCUUUACUGCUUUGGCUGCUUAAUAAGACAAUAGUAAAUUUGACAUGAAUACCCUAUACCUUGGAGAGGAGAGCUCAAUACCAGCAUCAUCGCUGCUACCAAAUUGCAAAAAUAUAUGCUGUAAGUUGAGAGGGGUGAUCCGAUUUCUCAAUUUGAGUGUUAGCAUGCAAAGAAGCAUAUUACCGGUUAGAAGAAAAUGGAAAUCUCUAGGAGUGAACAAGAUUCUGAUGGUUGCCUGGAUGUCAAGCACAAGUUCAUAUCUCAAAUCCAUGUCUAUAUUCUAUAUUUGGUACUUAAGCAAGCCCUUGUAUAAAUUGUUUGUGGCACUUGCUAUGUUAUGAAAAAUUACUUCGGUGUGAUGACCUAAGAUAUGUAAAAGAGUUCAUUUUCUGCUGAAGCGAUUAAUAUGGUAAGAGGUUCAAUAUCUUUGUAUUUUGUAGAAGUUUUACCAAUAUUGACCUGCAUAAUCAGUUUGCAUUACGAGUUACACCAGCCUCAAGGAAUAAAAUGAAUUCAAUAAAAGAAAAUGGUUGGCC
Durio zibethinus is the source of this 1745-nucleotide messenger RNA. It is a transcript of the gene MRB1, whose product is annotated as transmembrane protein, putative (DUF3537). The record is from RefSeq and is a predicted model, not a curated record. NCBI's taxonomy places the organism in Eukaryota, Viridiplantae, Streptophyta, Magnoliopsida, Malvales, Malvaceae.